Molecule: messenger RNA, 348 nt
Organism: Prorocentrum cordatum
Lineage: Eukaryota; Dinophyceae; Prorocentrales; Prorocentraceae
Source: the annotation of a GenBank genome assembly
AUGUCAAUGUCAGUGGACCCAGUUGUCAAAGAUGUGCGCCACAUCGUCAUGGCACGAUUCAAGAAAGACCUGGGAUCUCACGACGUUUCCAAGAUCAAGGGAGCCCUCGCAGAUGUUCAGAGGAACGUGAAGGAACUAAAAACUUGGCAUUGCAGUUUUGCCACCGAUAUUGGUAGAGCUGGUGAGUUUCGGAGUACGCAUUCGAUUGUCUACCAGGCGGAUUUCGAGAAUCACCGGGAUUUCACGAAUGCCGUUCACAGCCAGCCUUUCAACGAUCUGCGAAAGAUGAUGGAAGAAUAUGUGGACCCGAGCUCAGUUGUUCGACUUCAGUGCGAUGUGGCGAGGUAA